Brassica rapa (field mustard) is the source of this 5217-nucleotide messenger RNA. RefSeq names its product oxysterol-binding protein-related protein 2A. The record is from RefSeq and is a predicted model, not a curated record. Gene Ontology annotation, molecular function: sterol binding. Gene Ontology annotation, cellular component: cytosol; membrane. Lineage: Eukaryota; Viridiplantae; Streptophyta; Magnoliopsida; Brassicales; Brassicaceae.
GCCUGAUUUAGAAUUGUGUUUACAGUUUUAACCAUGGCCAUAAGAUACUCAUGUACGUCCUCGAUGAUACUUAGGUUGGUAAUAUACUGUUUAAAAUACGAUAAAAAUGUAAAUUAACUUAAACCAAAAUGUCUGUAACUGACAGUGUGCUUGACUGCUUAAAAUCGAACUAAUGUUCUGGACCUUUUGUAAGAGGAUCUAAUUAAGGACUAAAAUCUAAUCCAAACUUUAUUUUACCUUCAUACCCUCCACCACAUUCCGAAAUUACAAUCUAAAGCCAUUGUCUUAAAUUGUCCAACUUCGCUCCCAACCUCUUUCUCUGAUUCAUCAUCAUCAUAUAUAUACAUAAACAUACAUACACAAAUGAUAUAUACACAGACCUAUAUACAUAUGCUCUACAUAAGGCCUUUACAAUUGCGUUGAAGCUUACGCAGUCUCACAUUAAAGCAACAACCUUUCUCUCUCUCUGAUUCUCUUGUCUGAGAAAUCUCAGUUUCAGAGCUUCAGGUUCUUUAUUCUUCGUCGUCUUCUUCUUCUUCAAAUCUGCAUGCUCGAUCUAGACGAUGAAUGUGCGUCGGAGUUUUGUGAUCGGAGAUUAAAAGCUUUAAACCUUUCGGAGUGAUCGCAGAGAGAGAGAGAGAGAAAAACAAUGCGGGUGAAGGAGCUGCAUCCUCUCUGCUGCAUCACUCUGGAGAGUCCACAUGGGAUUGAUGAUAAUAACAGGCCGCCGGUGACGAAUUUUACUAGGUCGAGGAGUCUACCGGCGACGUCGUUAGCCGGUGGAUCCAACCGGAGGAAAGUGACAUCGGUUGGAUCGGAGUCGGUGGCUGGGAUCUUACACAAGUGGACCAACUUCGGCAAAGGAUGGAGAUCUAGAUGGUUCCUCCUCCGCAACGGAAUCUUGUCUUACUCCAAGAUCCGGCGACCGGAGAACUUGAAUCUUCUCUCUUCUUCGGAAGAUGUGAGGCUCAUUGGAGAUGUCUCCGCCGGUCGUCUCUCGAGGAUGGAUAGUUCCAGUGGUCGCCGGAAACCAAAGAAAACCGUCGGCAUUGUUCAUCUCAAGGUUCUUGAUUUGAUUCUUGAUUUUCAAAAGCAGGUUUCUUCUUUCAGAGAAAGCAAGUCUGAAGAUAGAAAGUUCUAUAUAUUCACAGCUACUAAGACUCUUCAUCUGAGGACUGAUUCUAUAAGUGAUAGAGCAGCUUGGUUACGAGCUUUAGCAUCUACAAAAUGCAUUUUCCCUCUCCGGUCACUUAAUGGUGAUUUCUCCUUCACCUCACCAAAGGAUUUGUUCAUAUCAACCGAGAGACUAAAGAAACGGUUUCACGAAGAGGGAAUAAACGAUAAUCUUGUAAAAGAGUGCGAGCAGAUCAUGCUCUCAGAGUUUUCUGAAAUGCAUGAACAAGUCAAACUUCUACAUGAAGAACGGACCAAUUUGUUUGAUGCAUUGAGACAGCUAGAGACAGCUAAUCUUGAAGCUGAAGCAUCAGGGAACGAUGACAAUGGCUACCAAUUAACUAAGCAUGCAUUUUCAAGCCUAGGACGUGGAAAAUAUAGUGAAUGCAGCACAACUGCUUCAUCUGAUGAUAAACAAGAGUUUGAGGAUGUGUCCGAGGAAGAUGAGCCUUCCUUCCAUGACACAAAGGAGUACUUUAAUGAACCUAAUGUUGGUUCUGGAUCCAAUGGAUACACUGAUAUAAAGAGAAGAACAAAACUUCCUGAUCCAGCUGAAAAAGAGAAAGGUGUCAGUCUUUGGUCUAUGAUCAAAGACAACGUUGGAAAAGAUCUCACCCGAGUUUGCCUCCCUGUGUAUUUCAAUGAACCAAUAUCGUCCCUUCAAAAGUGCUUUGAGGACUUGGAGUACUCGUAUCUUCUUGACCGAGCAUAUGAACAUGGAAAAUCUGGGAACGGUCUCUUAAGAGCUUUAAACGUUGCGGCUUUUGCUGUCUCUGGAUAUGCUUCCACUGAAGGCCGUCACUGUAAGCCAUUCAACCCUUUGCUUGGAGAAACCUAUGAAGCUGACUUUCCUGAAAAGGGGAUUCGUUUCUUCUCUGAAAAGGUCAGCCACCAUCCAACAGUUAUCGCCUGCCACUGUGAAGGUAAAGGGUGGAAGUUCUGGGGUGACACUAACCUCAAGUCAAAGUUUUGGGGGAGAUCUAUUCAAGUUGAACCUGUAGGAGUUUUGACUCUUGAGUUUGAUGAUGGAGAAGUAUUUCAAUGGAGCAAGGUAACAUCAACUAUAUACAAUAUCAUACUAGGUAAACUAUACUGUGAUCAUCAUGGUGUGAUGCAAAUCCGUGGGAACCGCCAAUAUUCUUGUACCCUCAAGUUUAAGGAGCAAUCCAUUCUUGAGAGGAAUCCUCAUCAGGUAAAUGGUUAUGUAGAAGACGUGUCUGCCAAGAAAGCUGCAACGGUGUUUGGUAAAUGGGAUGAUAGCCUUUACUAUGUUGCUGGUGAUGGAGUCAGCAAGACGAAAGUCAGUGAUCCCGCAUCAAAUGCCUUGUUACUAUGGAGAAGGACCAAACCACCGCCUAAUGUAACUAGAUACAACUUAACCUCAUUUGCCAUUACCAUGAACGAGUUAACACCUGGUUUGGAGGAGAUGCUUCCUCCCACAGACUCUAGGCUCAGGCCAGAUCAACGGCAUCUAGAGAAUGGUGAAUAUGAGAAGGCGAACUUAGAGAAACAACGGUUAGAAAGAAGGCAAAGAAUGUCACGGCAACUUCAGGAAAGCGGGUGGAGACCGAGAUGGUUCGAGAAACAAGGAGAAAGUGAAACUUUCAAGUACACAGGAGGUUACUGGGAAGCACGAGGACGCAGGACUUGGUAUGAUUGUCCCGACAUCUUCGGUGAGUUCACAGAAGAGCAGCUAGCUGAUUCUGCUUAAAAAGAAACCUUCUAAGCUUCAUUUCCAGGUGUUGUUGGCACACGACAGAGCCUAAGGAGCUGAUUAACUCUCAGAUUCACAGUGAUGCCAAGUAUGCCAAGAUUGAUACUAGCGGCAUCGCAGGCACAUACAGACGCCCGAGGAGGAUCGAGCUGAUCUAGGAUAGUACAACAUGGCCCAACAUUUCUGGUGUUGAGGAUAACGCCAAUGCGAAGAAUUCUGAUGCAACCCCGGAUCUGGAGCAAAGUAAGAGGACACACCGGAGGUUGGCCCAAUGGAGGUUGUGCCGAGGCAAAGCCGAAUAAGACGAGGGUGAGGUAAAGAGGUAUAAUUCUCGUCAUAUUCUUUGAAGCCAUAUUGUGAAAUGCUAGGACUAAGGAGUGUGAGUUACGUGUAUCAAUGGAGAGGGUAUAUUUAUAGUGUUUAGAAGUUUUGGUUAUUUACCAUAGAAUAUUACUAAGAGGUCCCUAACAAAGGCUAAGUAUUAUUAAAAUUUUAGAUUAUAUGUUCUUUAGUUUAAGGGUUUUUAUAUACUUAGCUAAAUCCAGUUUUAUUAGUUUAUGAACUAUAAAUUUUAUUUUAAAUAUUUUUAUCUGAAUCAUUUAUUUAUUUAAUCAUAUAAUUCUAUUAAAAUAUAAUAUUAUUGAGACCUAGAUUAUUUGUAAUUUUUUUCCAUAAAAUACAACUCUCAAAAUACCAUAGAUAUCUACAAGAUUAUGAAAGUUUUUGUAACUAUACCCAAAAUUCUAUUAAAAAAAUAUCUCAAGUAUUAAAACAAACAAAAAAUCCAAUCAUCACUAAAUCUCUUAUGGAAUAGCGGAAUUGUGAAAAAUACAAAUUGAUAAAAAUAUAAUAAAUAAGAAAAACAUGAUUGAAGUAAAUAUAUGAGAUUUGGUUUCAUAUUUUUCUCUUUUUGUAUUAGUCUUAUAAUCAGAUAGAAGAUACAUAAAAUCAACUAAAAGUUGCAAACUUAUUUUUGUUGUAACUACGAAUAAAUGAGAAAAUUUCUCAAAAUUAACCAAGCUAUUUACAUAUAAUCACACUUGUAGCUUGCCUAGGUUGCAACUUGAGCGUUCCAAAGGAAAGUUUGGCAACUAAAUUUAAUGGUAUGAAAGAACUUUUCGUCGAAGUCCCCUUAAGCGCUAUAAGAAAGUUGACAUCUCGUAGUAGAUUAGAUAUUAGUAUACUAAAAGUUUUUCUGCGUUGUGCACAUAACUAAAAAAAUUUAAAUAUAUUUUAUUUUAAUUUAAAAAUAUUUGAUUUAAAUUUGAAUAUUAUUAUUUUUCUAUCUUAAUUUUAUUGACGUGGAGAAAAUAAAAUAACAAAUGUAAUUAAAUAUUGUUUUAGUUUUAUAUUUGUAAGACACACUUACAAAUAAUGUUGCUUAUAUAUAUAUAUAUAUUUUUUUUAGAAAUAUAAAUAAAAAAUAAUUGUUACUAUAUUUCAAAAUUUUUGACAAAAAUAAAUGUUUUACAGAAAAAUUACAUUCAUGGUUUUGAUGUAGAAGUUAUUUGUUAUUAUCUUAUUUAAAAAAAUAUUGCCAAAAAAUAGACAUUUAUAAAAUAAAUUAUAUAUAUCAUAAUUAAGUGAUGGCAUGUCAUAAAUAACUAAAGCUAUGUCAUAUUUUCUUAGUGACAUGUCAUUUUUUUACUGAGAACAUGUUAAAAUCACUUUUCAAAUAACGUAUAGUGGAUAACUAUUAAUGAUUGUCAUGUUGAAAUUAUAUUUUUGCAAAUACAUGGGGGCUUAGAAUAUAUCAUGGCAGCUAAAUGGAAUUUCAUGUUGAAAUUAUUGUAGGCUUUUAAAAUUGCUAUUAGUUUUUAUUAUUAUUAGAUUUGUUUCAAACUUUAUACGUACUAUAAAAUAUAUUAUUUUGAUUUGGAUAUCCACUUCCAAAUUUUCUACUAUAUGGAUUUGUUGAAUCCAAGAUUUUAAUUUGACUAUCCUAGAUAUUCAAAAUUUUUGGAAUAAGUCGGAUCGGCUAAGAUCACAGAUCUCGGAAAAUUUAUUUAACCAUAAAAUGAUGAUAUGAUAUAUAUGUGAUAGCUAAAUUUCGUAAAUUUUUAUCAGGAUGAGUUAUUUCUAGUGGUAAACGUUUGCGGCUGCAACUACUGUCACCAAUGUUCAAUUCGAACUGAGAGGGAUGUUUUAUGCCAUAAUUGGUAAUAUGGUAUUAGUGCUGGCUGGUUUUGGGUCUGGAAGAUUAUUUUGGCAGAAGAUCUAAACACCUUCUAGUAUACAAAAAAAUAGAAAAGAAAAUUAGUUAUAUUUGAUGUAUAUAAGAGAAAUUAGAACAAUGCAAUAAAUAAUAUUGAAAGCUAAAUUAUCAAAAA